This is a messenger RNA of Vanrija pseudolonga, 1924 nucleotides long. It is a transcript of the gene ppt1, whose product is annotated as Serine/threonine-protein phosphatase T. The coding region runs from base 35 to 1804 and encodes 589 amino acids. The transcript has 6 exons. NCBI's taxonomy places the organism in Eukaryota, Fungi, Basidiomycota, Tremellomycetes, Trichosporonales, Trichosporonaceae. Gene Ontology annotation, molecular function: protein binding; hydrolase activity. The record is from RefSeq and is a predicted model, not a curated record.
CGUCGUGUUUGUUCCAUUGUCCACACCACCAACAAUGACUCAGGACUCGGAUCUGCACGCUUCGGUAGCUGCGGCGAUGGGCAAGGCGUCACCCGCGACGUCGUCGAGCUCGUCGUCGGCCGCUUCCCCGCCGUUCGACGACGACAUUACGCCCUUCCCUUCCCCGAUGCUCUCGGCCCGGUCGCUCGCUGGCCUGUCGUUGUCAUCUGAUGGAGAGCUCGAGUCGGAAGUUGACGAGACGCGCGAGGUCACAGACGCGGACCGGGCUGGCGCGCUCGAGCUGAAGACUCUGGCGAACAAGGCGUUUGGCGCAAAAGACUUUGCGCGCUCCAUCGAGCUGUACACCGAGGCGAUUGCUCUCAACCCUCACGACGCAACAUUUUGGAACAACCGGGCAAUGUCCAAGGGCAAGAUGGAGGAACACGGAGCUGCCAUCGCCGACGCCACCAAGGCCAUUGAGAUCAACCCAGACUACGCAAAGGCAUACUACCGGAGGGGUGUGAGCUCGCUUGCCAUCAUGAGGCCGGGUGACGCGGUCCCCGACUUUAAGAAGGCGCUCGUUAUCGAGCCUAGCAACCGCGUCAUCCGCGAGCAGCUCAACGCCACGGUCAAGCUCGUUCGCAGGAUAGAGUUUGAGAAGGCGAUCAGCGUCGGCGAGACCGAGACGGCGUCGCAGCGCUGCAUCACUGCCAUCCAGCAGGGUGCGUGCCCGCUCGACCCAGGACGCCCGGACAACACGCCUCUGCCCAUUGUCCCCGAGGACCCGGCGGCACGGUACACGCCAACAAAGGAGUUUGUCGAGUCCAUGGUCCAGUUCUUCAAGGACGGUGGCAAGCUCCCGAAGCGUGUCGUGUGGGAGAUUAUCCUUGGCGUCAAUGCCAUCGUGUCGGCCGAACCCAGCUUGGUCGAAGUCACGGUGCCUGAGGGAGUGACCUGUGACAUUGUCGGUGACACCCACGGCCAAUUCUAUGACCUGUGCAACCUGCUUUCCAUCAUCAAGCCUCCGUCCGAGGACCACAUGAUUGUGUUCAACGGCGACUUUGUGGACCGUGGUUCUUGGUCGGUCGAGGUCGUCCUUACGCUGUUUGCCUACAAGUGGCUGUACCCCAACUGUGUCUUCCUCAACCGUGGCAAUCAUGAGACAAACGACAUGAACAAGGUGUACGGCUUUGAGGGCGAGUGCAAGGCCAAGCACGGCGAGAUGACGUACAAGUUGUUUGCCGAUGUGUUCACGUCGCGUAAGUGUGUUCCCCUCGCUACGCUGCUCGAGGCGUCGCAGGCGCCGUCGAGCCUCAAGUCGGAGGGCUCGCAGCCUGCGAUCCUGUACGAGGGCAAGAAGCGAUACUUUGUCGUGCACGGCGGACCACCCGUCAGCCAGGACGGCGUUCUGCUCGACGAGGUCAAGAAGAUUGACCGUUUCGGCCGCCAGCCAGGUCAGGAGGGAUUAAUGUGCGAGCUGCUGUGGACCGACCCGCAGGAGCAGGUUGGCCGCGGGCCUUCGAAGCGUGGUGUCGGCCUCGGUUUCGGUCCCGACGUCACACGGCGGUGGUGCGAGCUCAACAAGAUCACGGCGGUCAUCCGCUCGCACGAGGUGCGCCAGGACGGCUACGCGAUCGAGCACGACGGGCUGUGCAUCACGACGUUUAGCUGCCCCAACUACUGCGACUCGACGGGCAACCAGGCGGCGUAUGUCAAGAUGCAGGCGGACGGACAGCUGUCGUACCACCAGUUUACGGCGGUUCCGCACCCCGACAUCAAGCCGAUGGCGUACAGCUCUGGGUUUGGCGGCAUGAUGGGAUUGUAAGAAGAAGGUACAGCAUUCAAGGCGGCAGCGCGCCACUAGCAUUGUGCAUGUCGGUCACAUUGUUGCAUGCAUUGGUUGGGCGGGCUUCGCACUUCCAUUCGUCAUUCUCACAGUGAAGGC